Linnemannia hyalina is the source of this 984-nucleotide messenger RNA. NCBI's taxonomy places the organism in Eukaryota, Fungi, Mortierellomycota, Mortierellomycetes, Mortierellales, Mortierellaceae. The record is from the annotation of a GenBank genome assembly.
AUGGUCAUGGUCCAGUCGGCAACACAACAGACCUUGAAACGAUCCGCCCGAUCGGCAUGGACUCAUCUUUGCACCACCGCCAGCCCUCGAGCCACAUCACAAUGCCAUCACACCGGCCAUCUGCUCCAUCGUCAUGCGACAGGAAGACUUGCUGUUGAGCGUUUAGGAGGUGCGAGAGAGUUCUCGUCAAGCGCUACCGCUGCUACUGCCCGCGCAAACACAGAGACGACCACAACAGAAGUUAAGACAUCGACUGAGUCGGCGGGACCAACAGGUACAAAUGGAGCUUGGUCAGCCAAAGAUCCCAUCCAAUUGGACGCACCCUUCCUCGACAUGGUCAGGCAGCGUCUGGUGGAAAGGGAUGAUACUAGUGCCUAUUUCAUGCAUUGCAAGGAGGAUCCUGUUCGUCAGGCGGGCGUUUUCAUGCCGCUCUGCAUGUACAAGGGAGUGCCAAGCGUUCUAUUCACCGUCCGAGCACCACACAUGAGGAACCAUCGAGGGGAAGUGAGCUUCCCAGGGGGCAAACGUGACCCGACCGACACUUCAGUACUUGACACCGCUCUCCGGGAAAUGGAAGAAGAAAUCUUUAUCUCUCGGGACAAAGUUGAGGUCCUGGGUGAAUGUGCGCCCUUACCCAACAAGGGCUGCACGUUGAAGGUUCACCCCUUUGUCGGAUACAUCAAGGAACCCAUCGAGGAUUUGGACUCGAUCAAGUUUAACAAGGACGAGGUCCAGAGGGUUUUCACAGUACCCUUGCAGGAUCUGAUGAACCCUGAGAAACGAUCGAUGGUUCAGUUCAGGAGUUCCAAGUUCUUGUACCCGGUCUGGAAGGUGGAUGGGGAGGGUAUUACUAUCUGGGGGCUUACUGCCUUCAUCAUGGAUGGCGUGCUUCGAAGGAUUGGAGAUGAAGGACCUACACAGGCGAUCGAAAUACCAAAAGGAACUCCAGCAGGAAAAUAUCGUCCACUCAUGCCGUCUGCGUAA